Molecule: messenger RNA, 2944 nt
Organism: Anopheles stephensi (Asian malaria mosquito)
Lineage: Eukaryota; Metazoa; Arthropoda; Insecta; Diptera; Culicidae
Product: kinesin-like protein KIF23
Exons: 4
Coding region: 185-2818 (877 amino acids)
Biological process (GO): microtubule-based movement
Cellular component (GO): kinesin complex; microtubule; nucleus
Molecular function (GO): microtubule motor activity; ATP binding; microtubule binding
Source: RefSeq, a predicted model, not a curated record
AACGACUUUUCGCCGAACUUAACGAAGCUGUUGUUGUGCGAGUUCCACACCGUUUGUAGUUCCGCGUACUCCUUGUGUUUGAACCCCUUUUUGGUCGUGUAAUAAUAGUUUGUUAGCCUCAAAAAGUGCCCAUUUCUCAUGAAAACAUUUGUUUCCAUACUGCGGCAUUACAAGUGUUUGAAAAAUGAAGACGAUGCGCCAGAAAACCCCGCUCAAGGUAGCAGCGCCAAAGUCGGCCAUCAAAAGCCGUGGAAAUUCUGGCAACAACUUGGUAAAAGAUCCUGUUCAAGUAUACUGCCGCAUACGACCGCCACCGUGCGAAUCCGAUCUUAUCUGUUUACGCGUCACCGAUGCGCAUACGGUCGUGUUGACGCCGCCGGAAAUAGCUAUCAAUUACAAGGUAGCUAACCUCAAGGAAACACAGUACAUUUUUAAGCGAGUUUUCGACGACACGGUCCGGCAGCAUGAAGUUUACACAUCGGUCGCGCAACCGUUGGUAGAGGGACUGAUCCGUGGCCGAAAUGGGCUACUGUUCACGUAUGGCGUUACCGGGAGUGGGAAAACGUACACCAUGACGGGUGAUCUGCAGCAUCGCGGCAUAAUGCCCCGUUGCUUGGAUGCGCUGUUCCGUACGAUCGCCGAUUUUCAGGCCAAAAAGUACACGUUUAAAUCCGAUCGGCUAAACGGAUUCGAUAUUCUUACCGAGGCGGAAGUUUUGCUCGAGCGCCAAACGGAGCUGAACGCGAAACUGACCAAAACAACCAGGAAAAGGGAUCUGGAUCAAGAGGUGGCAUCGCAGGCUUCGGUGGAGCCGUCAGAAAUAAGUGGCAUUGAGGAGGACAACAUCUACGCCGUGUUCAUCAACUAUGUGGAAGUGUACAAUAACAGCGUUUACGAUUUAUUGGAAGAAUCCACCAUUCAGAAGACAAUGCAAAGCAAAAUGAUCCGAGAAGACGCCAAUCACAACAUGUUUGUCCACGGUGUGACUGAGGUAGAGGUGAAGUCGGUUGAAGAUGCGCUGGAACUGUUCCAGAUUGGGCAAAAGCGGAAACGCAUGGGGCACACGAUUCUGAACGCAGAAUCUAGCCGAUCGCAUUCCGUGUUCACGAUUCGGCUCGUUCAAGCGCCGGUCGAUGUGCAGGGAGAGAAUGUGGUGCAGGACCGUAACGCCAUCACCGUCAGCCAGCUAUCGUUGGUAGAUUUGGCAGGCAGCGAGCGUACGAAUCGGACGGGCAACACGGGGCAACGGUUGCGCGAGGCGGGCAACAUCAACAACAGUCUGAUGACGCUGCGAACUUGCUUGGAAAUAUUGCGCGAAAAUCAGCAAACGUGCGGUGGGAAGAAGGUGCCGUACCGUGAUUCCAAGAUUACGCAUCUGUUCAAGAACUAUUUCGACGGCGAAGGACAGGUGCGGAUGAUUGUGUGCGUAAAUCCGCGGGCGGAAGACUACGACGAAACGGCGCAGGUGAUGAAGUUUGCCGAGAUGACCCAGGACGUACAGAUCGCGCGCCCCACACCGAUCAAGAUCGAUACGGGUCUUACACCGGGUCGUCGUCGUGCGAAUCAGUUGUUUAAGCUGGCGUACGAUGAACUGGCCGAGCGGCACCAACUCCACCAUCCCCAGCAGCAGCAGCAGCAGCAGCCGCAACAUGCCGAUCGAAUGGAGAUCGAUCUCGGGCUGGUGUACAGCUUGGAACCGUUCGUGGCAGAGAUGAAGCUCGGAUCGCCGGAAAGCAACGAGCUGAUUCGCAAGCUGUCCGAAAUAUUGGAGCAGCGAAUUAAGAAGCGGAAACUGUUGGACGAAGAUUUCAACGUACGCCAAAAUCGGUUUCGCAUGAAUCUACACAAAAUGGAAAGCGAAAACUUGGCCCUUCGCACAGAGAGUGUUUCGCUCAAGGGAGUGCUUGCCCAGAGCAAGCAGAAAAUUAUGGCCCUCGAGAACAAGAUCGUGAUUUACGAGAGUUCGAUCGACGAUCUGAAUCGACGUAACCGUGUGCUGGAGGAACGCGUACGGGAGCUACAAACUCAGCUGAAUCAGAAAACGCAGCUCGUCAGCCAAAAGGAACUGGAAAAGGAACGGCAAAGGAAAAAGUUUACGUCCAAAUUUGCGGUCGAGUCGGAAAAGAUGAGCCGCGAGCUGGAGGUAAAGCUGAUGGAGCAAAAGAAUAAAUUGCAGGACGAAAUGCGCGACAAGGAAGAGCGACUGCGGAUGGUGUCGGAAAUUAUCCAGGGGACACCGGUCAAACGAACCCGUUCGAACAGUUUCGAUAAAGACUUUCAGCGGUUGGAAUCGACGCCGAAUGUGAAGUCGCUUGUUUCGGCCUAUGCUGCGCCUCGAUCUUCCAGGCCCGGCACAGCGGUCUCAAACACUAGGCACCGUAGAUCCCGCUCGACUGGCGAUCGUUGGUUGGAGCACCGUGCGGCCAAUACCGUACCGCUGGGAACGAUCCUGCAGCCCUACUACACCAACUCGAAAUCCGUUACCAAACUGACUGACAAGGACGUGCUGGCCGAAAAGACAAACAAAUAUUGUCUGAUACGGCAAGACGCGGACACGGAAGGUGAGCUGGAAACGAAGCUGUACAAAGGGGACAUUAUCCCGACCAGUGGUGGAGGGGCGCAGGUGGUCUUUAACGAUGUCGAGUGCCUGAAGCAGUAUUCGCCCACCAAGACGCCGCCAAAUCGCAAACGAUCCGGCAAUGUUAUCACUCCGAGUGCUCCGCCUUUGAGCGAAAUACAGAACAUUAAUUCCAAGUGUAGCACGGCCAUCGAGGGCCAUGCAGUCCCAGAAGGACAAAGCAAGCGGUCACGGCACUGAUGCACACUCGUCUAUCGAAAGCAACAGUUUGCCUUGUUUUAGUUGUAUUCAUACUAACUUAAUGCAUUGUUUUACAUUAUUAAUAUUUUUUUACGAAUAAACCCUUCUUACUCUGCCGCCAUCUUA